AUACACGCCCGGUCUCGAACACGAGAACCCGGACGGUGGCAAACUUGUUAUUUUAAUCUAAUAUUUUUCUCUACAGAUAAGUGUAAAUUUUUUAUUUUUUAAAUUUUCUCUAGAAUAAUUGCUAAGGUAGGUUCGAUAUUGUUUCCCAUCUUAGCGGACGGGGUGUUUGUGAUAAACUGAAUUUUAUUGCACUAUAUUGUAAAUCGACGGAGUGUGUGUAAACAAGAUUGGAAGGUUACAUAUGACUUAACUGUAUAGUGACAAUAGAAAUGGGGCUAUGAACCCGAAAGAUAAUUUUUUUUAUAUUACUGGUAAAAUUAUACAUUUAACAAAUAUUUCAUCAUCCUUUAUCACAGUACGAUUAAUUGUACAGUAAAAUAACAAUUUUUUUUUUUCGUAGUGGUUGUAAAUACUUUACAAAAAUAUAUUAUUUGAUUGCACUUGUACCACACCUACUACUGAAAUGUAGAUUUCGGCGAAAGAAACAAAACUAAUUAUUUAUGUCAGUUUUCUUUUAGUAAUAAAAGUUGUUUUAAAUACUUUUAUUAAAAAAUUUAUUGAUUAAUAUUUAUGUGGUUUUAAAAUAAAUAAUGAUUGAAGCAGCUAAUACAUUCUGGAAUAAUUUUUUCGCGGUAUUGAGCGGUGACGCAAUGCGCGUGACUUCUCGUUCAGUAAGGGCCAUUGCCAUUGGCUGUUCGCAAAGAACCUUCCAGAAAUCAGCGUAUCAUCCUUCAUAAGUGACUGCAUUAGCCAUUGUAGAAUUAAUCUUGAGAAGAGACGCCAUACUGUAACACGAGUUAAGAGAAGUUUCUUCGAGUUUUGUCUGUAAUAUAUUUCAAGCACUAACCAAACAUGGCCAAAGCACCAGCAGUAGGAAUUGAUCUGGGCACCACGUACUCUUGCGUGGGUGUCUUCCAGCACGGCAAGGUCGAAAUCAUCGCUAACGACCAGGGAAACCGCACCACACCCAGCUAUGUGGCCUUCACAGACACUGAGCGGCUCAUCGGCGAUGCCGCCAAGAACCAGGUCGCUAUGAACCCUUCCAACACCAUCUUCGAUGCGAAGCGGCUGAUAGGCCGCAGGUUUGAUGACCAGACAGUGCAGGCAGACAUGAAGCACUGGCCCUUCGAGGUUCUUAGCGACGGCGGAAAGCCCAAGAUACAGGUGCAGUACAAGGGCGAGGCCAAGACCUUCUUCCCCGAGGAGGUCAGCUCCAUGGUGCUGACCAAGAUGAAAGAGACUGCAGAGGCAUACCUGGGCAAGACUGUGACUAGUGCUGUCAUCACCGUGCCAGCAUACUUCAACGAUUCACAGCGACAGGCAACCAAGGAUGCUGGGGCCAUUGCUGGCCUAAACGUACUGCGCAUCAUCAACGAGCCCACGGCUGCUGCGAUCGCGUAUGGCCUUGACAAAAAGGGUCAUGGUGAACGCAAUGUCCUAAUCUUCGACCUUGGUGGAGGAACUUUCGAUGUCUCCAUCCUCACUAUAGAAGACGGCAUCUUUGAGGUGAAGUCGACUGCCGGCGAUACUCACUUGGGUGGUGAGGACUUUGAUAACAGGAUGGUGAACCACUUUGUGCAAGAGUUCAAGCGCAAGUACAAGAAAGACCUUACUACAAACAAGCGUGCAGUGAGGCGCCUGCGCACGGCAUGUGAGCGUGCAAAGCGUACGCUGUCCUCGUCGACUCAGGCCAGCAUCGAGAUAGAUUCCCUGUUCGAAGGCAUUGACUUCUAUACAUCGAUAACUCGAGCAAGGUUUGAGGAGCUUAAUGCAGAUCUAUUCCGUGGGACGAUGGAGCCAGUUGAGAAGGCAUUGCGCGAUGCCAAAAUGGACAAGGCGCAGAUACACGACAUUGUGCUGGUUGGUGGUUCGACGCGUAUUCCGAAGGUGCAGAAGCUCCUGCAGGACUUCUUCAAUGGUAAGGAGCUGAACAAGUCUAUAAACCCGGAUGAGGCGGUGGCUUAUGGGGCGGCUGUGCAGGCAGCCAUCUUGGCUGGUGAUAAGUCUGAGGAGGUCCAGGACCUGCUCUUGCUUGACGUGACGCCUCUGUCCUUGGGUAUCGAGACUGCUGGUGGCGUGAUGACUGUGCUAAUCAAGCGCAAUACCACCAUCCCAACGAAGCAGACCCAGACGUUCACCACGUACUCUGACAACCAGCCGGGCGUGUUGAUCCAGGUGUACGAGGGAGAGCGUGCCAUGACCAAGGACAACAAUCUUUUGGGCAAGUUCGAGCUGACUGGCAUUCCUCCAGCACCCCGUGGAGUCCCCCAGAUUGAGGUGACUUUCGACAUUGAUGCCAAUGGUAUCCUGAACGUGACUGCGGUGGAGAAGUCGACGGGUAAGGAGAACAAGAUCACUAUCACAAAUGAUAAGGGACGUUUGAGCAAGGAGGAGAUUGAGCGCAUGGUAAAUGAUGCAGAGCGCUACCGCGCGGAGGACGAAAAACAGAAGAGCACAAUUGCAGCAAAGAAUGCGCUGGAGUCUUACUGCUUUAACAUGAAGAGCACUGUAGAGGAUGACAAGGUGAAGGACAAGAUCUCGGAUGCAGACAAGACAGCCAUCAUGGACAAGUGUAACGAGGUGAUUCGCUGGCUGGAUGCCAACCAGCUGGCAGAAAAGGAGGAGUUUGAGGCCCAGCAGAAGGAACUGGAAGCAGUGUGCAACCCCAUUGUCACGAAGCUGUAUCAGGGAGCUGGUGGCAUGCCUGGGGGUAUGCCUGGCGGCAUGCCUGGAGGCUUCCCCGGGGCUGGUGGGGCUGCUCCUGGGGCAGGUGCAAGUGCAGGGGCUGGCGGCGCGGGACCCACCAUCGAGGAGGUCGACUAACAUUCCCACAUGAUGCCGAUGCUGUUGCAGACACAACUUAAAGUUAAAUUUCUGGAAAGCUAAGUAAUUGGUUAUUUCACAUUUGUUGGUAUUGAUGACAUUUGUUAAGAAUUUUGUUCCUUUGCAUUUUCUUUAAUGCUGGCUGGUAUUUUUGAAAUGUAAACAAGACCGGAAAUGUAAUUUAAAUAUCAAUAAAAACAAUGUGAUCUGA
Molecule: messenger RNA, 3034 nt
Organism: Bacillus rossius redtenbacheri
Lineage: Eukaryota; Metazoa; Arthropoda; Insecta; Phasmatodea; Bacillidae
Product: heat shock 70 kDa protein cognate 4
Exons: 4
Coding region: 853-2823 (656 amino acids)
Cellular component (GO): cytoplasm; plasma membrane; nucleus
Molecular function (GO): ATP binding; ATP-dependent protein folding chaperone
Source: RefSeq, a predicted model, not a curated record